GGAGCAGAGCUAGUGGCUGUUCUGGGCGGCUCCAUUCCGCCUCCAGGACUCUGAGAAAGCCGAGAGCCUCACAGCGAAGUAACGUAACGCAACGCAAAAGCGAAGCGAAGCAAAGCAAAGAUGGCGCCCGGCUGCAGCGCAACACAGCGCGAAGAGUAACGACAGCACGGGAUAGGGAAAGUUUCCACCGACACGCGGCCCAGGCUGGCUUUUGGACUUCCAGUGGACAUUAGUGUGAGACUCCCGGAGACGGUGUGAAGGAUAGAGGAGAGCUCCGAGUGGUCUACAUGUCUGCACUGUUUCCUAUAGUCGCGUAAACAGCUGGCACGUCCAGCCAUGAUUGAAGACAAGGGUCAUCGUGUGACUGACUACUUUGUGGUAGCUGGGCUGACGGACAAGUCCACACCACUGGAGGUCGAUCGGUCCGAGACCAAAUCAAGUGGUCCUAAAGCCCCCAUCAUUGACCUGGCAGUCAUCAACAAAACAGCAGGUGAAACAGUGCCCGAGGGUUUUACAUGCAUAGAGAGCACAUACACCGGCCAGCCGGCCAACCUGAACCACGGCAGCCUGAAGAGCCCCGAACUCUUCCUGUGCUACAAGAGAGGCCAUGGAAAACCUCCAUUAAGUGAUGUUGGGGUGAUGUACGAAGGGAAAGACAGGCUGAUCCAGGGCUGCGAGGUGAUUCAGGCCACACCGUACGGCCGUUGCGCUAACGUCAACAACAGUUCGGCAACCUCGCAGCGCAUCUUCAUCACGCUACGUCGCGCGCCACCCGUCCAGCCUCGCAACUCUCUGGCCGUUACUGACAUCUGUGUGAUAAUCACCAACAAAGGGGAGACUCCUCCACACACCUUCCUCAAGGUGGACAAGAACCUUAACUGUGGCAUGUGGGGAUCCAGUGUGUUCCUGUGCUAUAAAAAGUCAGUCUCCUCUUCCAACUCUAUUGCUUACAAAGCAGGUUUGAUCUUUCGCUACCCAGAGGAGGAUUACGAAUCCUUCCCCCUUUCUGAGUCGGUCCCUCUUUUUUGCCUUCCUAUGGGGGCUAAGAUUGAGUCCUGGGCCCCCAACACACGCUACCCCUUACCCGUGUUCUCUACAUUCGUCCUAACCAACUCUUCUGGAGAAAAGGUUUACGGUGCAGCCAUCCAGUUCUACGAGCGUUAUCCAGCAGAUCACCUGACAGAGAAGCAGAAAAUCCAGCUCGGACUCCUUACAACCGUCGACAAGAAGCCUAUUCCCGAUCGCACAGUCAACACCAACAAGUGCAUCUGUCUCCUGUCUCGCUGGCCCUUCUUCCAUGCUUUUAAAGAGUUCCUUCGGUUCCUCUACAAGCUCUCAGUCAACAGCGUCAACCCUCUACCUAUUGAGAAACACAUCUCCCAUUUCAUGCACAACGUUCCCUUUCCCUCCCCACAAAGACCCAGAAUACUGGUCCAGCUCUCAGCACAUGAAAGCUUAAUGCUGUCUCAGCCUGUAUGUACACCAUUACCACUAAGUGGUGCAGACUACAGCACUCUGCUAACUAACCUGGGCCCAGAAAACUGUGCCACGCUGCUGCAUUUUGUCUUGAUGGAAAACAAGAUACUUCUGCACUCUCUCAGACCAGCUGUAUUGACUUGCGUGGCUGAGGCAGUAGUGGCGAUGAUUUUUCCUUUCCAGUGGCAGUGUCCCUACAUCCCUCUGUGUCCUCUCUCCCUGGCUGGGGUUUUGAAUGCUCCAUGUCCUUUCAUUGUUGGAGUGGACUCGGGAUAUUUUGACCUCUACGAUCCUCCACCAGAUGUGGUUUGUGUGGACCUGGACACCAAUACUAUCUACCUGUCUGAUGAGAAGAGGAACUCAGGCUGGAAGAAUCUCCCAAAGAAGCCUUGCAAGAGUCUAAUUAACUCCCUGGUCAACCUGCACCACCAGCUUAAUAUUGUGAAGCGAACAGCCCCAGAAGGCUCAGCCGUAGAGAUGACCCCAAUGGAGGCUGACUUCACGUGGCAUAAAAAGAUGACCGCUCUCGAGAUGGAGGUUCAAGAGGCCUUCCUGCGCUUCAUGGCCUCAAUACUAAAGGGCUAUCGACACUACCUCAAACCCAUCACUGAGGCGCCCUCUGAGAAGGCCACUGCUGCUGGCUCUCUCUACGACCUGCAGGGGUUUUUAAAGAGUCGAGAUCGUGCUCAGCAGAAGUUCUACUCCCAGCUCACCAAGACUCAGCUAUUUAUUCGCUUCAUAGAGGAAUGCACCUUUGUCAGCGACAAAGACACUGGCCUGGCCUUUUUUGACUACUGCAUUGAAAAGCUUUUCCCAUCUGAUAAAGGAACAGACAAGGGCACAAAGGUUGAAGGAGAGCUAUCAGAAGACACCAGGCUGGUAGAGCUUGAUGAGUCUCAGAAGAGUGAGCACACGGUCUUUAUCUUGCCCCCAGAGCCCCCUGCUGAUGAUGGCACAGAUCCUCCUCUAAAAUACAGCUACAAGAGCUUCCCUCGCUUACGGCUGGAACUAUUCGAUCGUCCGGUAAAGCUGAAGCCAGCACUCAGUGUCCGAGCCCCAGGUGCCAGUGUGUCCAGCAGUCCUGCACUCCUGGCUAAAAGAACCAAGCAGGAAGUCAAGCUGGCUUACAAAAUGGCAAAGCGCUUCUAUUCGAACCCUCAAUUGUGGGCUAAGUGUCUGUUCAGCCAUUGCUAUAGCCUGUGGUUCAUAUGCCUACCUGCACGCAUGCGCCUGGCUCACUCCAAAACACGUGCCAUGCAGCAAGCAAUCAAUGUCCUGAUCAAGAUGAGGAGCUCUGAAGUGGAGGUGCUUGAUGAGGUGUGUUAUCGUGUGAUGAUGCAGCUGUGUGGGCUGUGGGGACUGCCAGUCAUGGCCGUGCUUGUUCUGAUGGAAAUGAAGAAGGCCGGUGUUGCGGGCAAUGCCAUUACAUAUGGAUAUUACAACAAGGCUGUCCUGGAGAACCCUUGGCCUAAUCGAAACUGCAGCGGGCGCUUAAUGUGGACUAAACUGAGGAAUGUGGUGCGAGGGGUGGCCCAGUUUAAACAGGCACGGUCAAAAAGAGCUCCUCCUAUUACAGCGGUAGUGUCUCUGGACGCAAUAGCAGAUGGUGACGGGGACAGACUCAGCCACUGUAGCGCCGACAGCUCCAGUGAAGCUAACGGAGAAGAACACACACUGUUUAUACGCGGUCUCAUUGUGGGAGACAGAAGUGAGAGUCAGAUUAGUACAGGAGGGCAAUCUGACCAGGGUUAUGGCUCUAAGGAUGAGCUCCAUCAGGACUCCAUAGAUGCUUGUAAAAACACAGCCUUCGCCCUCUCUGAUGGUGAGAAGGCCAACAAGAGCAAAACAGUGAAGAGUCAACAGAAUGACUGUAUAGUUGAGGACAUUGCUGGCUCUGUGGAUAGUGCGAUGGCUGUGUCCGAGCCUCCCAGUCCUGCUGAGGCCACACACCCUCCAGCCAGCAUCGUCAAACAACCCAGCGGGAACUUUGACAAAACCAUAGGAAGAAAAGAUUCAAGUGGCAAACUCUUCACUGCUCACAGUAAGACUGAGGACAUUGUCUUGCCCGAGGAUGAAGGCACUACACACCCAAGCUUAGCACAAAGCAGCCAACAACAGAGGGUCAAAGCUUUCGCAGAGCGCAGCUGCAGUUUCAGCGCAGAAUCUCGAGCCGGCAUGUUGCUGAAAAAGAACAGUUUGGAGUUGAGCGUGGAUCACAUGGGCGCUGAUGCGAAAAUCCUGGCUGCUGCUUUUUCGGGUGGCAAGACUCCUCCUCCUACUUCAGCCUGUGCUUCUGUCUUUAGUGACCUAGGAAUAACGCCUAUUGCAAGCUCUACCCUUAAGGAGGAAGUUAAUGACAAGAUGGAGUUAAUCAGUUUGGAGGAGAAAACUGAUGAAGACAUGGAUGAAAACGAAAGGACGGCAGAGGAAGUAAUUCCUGAAGGAAGCACUGAAGGAGUGGUGAGAAGUGUGAGCAGUUCCUCCUCCUCCUCCUCCAAGGUGGUAGAAAGAGAGGAUGUGGAAAUAGGGGCAGAUCCGCUUUCACUGCUGGCCUCAGAAUGCGAGGAAGCAGCAUCCAUUCAGAGCCAAGAAUCCGCACGCCUCGUCCCACCGGUGGUCUCCCGAAACCUUGCUGACGAGAUCGAGAUGUACAUGAACCUUAAAAGCCCAUUAGGAGCCAAGGCAUCCAGCAUGGAACUGCACCAGGAGGCCCAGUGUAAAGUUAAUCACGUGGACUCUUCUUCCUCUAAACAGUCUUUGGGACGAAGAUCUAGUCUCCCCGCAGGCCCGGUAAAAACCCCUGAAUUACUGGAAACCCCUAAAAGCAGCCCCGCUGUCACACGCUCUAAAACAUUUGGAAGCAGGUCCCAGAAGACCCCUAGCAGUGACGGUCAAAGGUCGACAUCUCUGACUGCACUAGUAAGGUCUUCACAGAGUGCAUCAUUAGGAUCAGUCAUCAACACCAUCUCGGGCAUCAAGAUGGACAGCUUGCUUUCAGGACCUAAAGUGGACAUGUUAAAGUCAGGCAUGAAACAAGCAGCUAACGUAGCCAGUAAAGUGUGGGUGGCCAUGGCCUCUGCCGUCGCCAAUUCAGAUGAUGAGGACGAGGAGAACCAGCCUAGGGACAGCUUUCCUGCUCGACUGGAAGAGCAGCUGAUGUCUGGAGAAGGAACAGACGGUGUCCUGCCCAGAGGACUGAUGCCCAGCCUGGCCUCCAAUGGCCUUACGCGCAGCACCACCAGUCUGGGCAGCAGCAGCGGGAGCAGUGAUGCCGGUCGGACACAGCAUGCUGCAUCCAUAACUCCUGGCAGGUCGAUGAAGGUUGUGGAUUCGGAGAGAUCUGAGCAAGGCUCUUCUCAUCAUGCCAGCACUUCCAGCAUCUAUCAGAACUGUGCUUUAGAGGUGUUGAUGUCGAGCUGCUCUCAGUGUCGCUCAUGUGAGGCUUUGGUAUACGAUGAGGAGAUCAUGGCAGGUUGGAUGGCAGACGACUCCAACUUAAAUUCGUCCUGUCCUUUUUGCAACAAUUCCUUCCUGCCACUACUGCAUGUGGAGUUUCAGGACCUGCGUCCUCCGUCUGGGUUUUAUUUAACCAGCAACUCAGGAGACAGCAUCCACAGCAGCAGCACACAGCCCCAAGCCUCCGCCACAGAAGUAAAGGUGGGCAACCCUAGUGACCCCAGUGACCUCAUCGACUUCUCAGAAUCCCCUGACAGCAAAACGGAGACUCAAGGGGCUCUGGCCUACCAGACCGGCACACAGAAAACACUAGCUCCAGAGCCAGUGGUUUCGGACCCCAUUACCCUUCAAGAGAGGCAAGCAGAGAAGCGUGGCACGUCACUGACUCGCAGUAACAGCGUGGGCGGGCCCAUACAGAGUCUGGAGUCUGUGCAGCGGCCCAAUCACGGAGUGUCCACCACCAGCCUGCCCAAUAGCCUGCAGGAAGUGGUGGAUACAUUGGAUCAAAAGCGUCCCAACCCAAAGCCAAUCUCAGUGCCUUACCUGAGUCCUCUGGUGUUAAGGAAAGAGCUGGAGUCCUUAUUAGAAAAUGAGGGUGAUCAGGUUAUCUAUAGUCAAAAGUUCCUCACCCAGCAUCCCAUCAUCUUUUGGAACCUGGUUUGGUAUUUCCGGCGGCUGGACCUUCCCAGCAUUCUGCCUGGACUUAUUCUAACCUCUGAACACUGCAACAAUGGAGUACAGCUGCCUCAGACGUCCCUGCGUGGAGACAGUAAGCAAGUAUACGUGCGGUUGCUUUGGGACAAUGUGAAUCUCCACCAAGAGCCCACCCAACCUCUCUACCAGCUCUGGAGGACUUUCUUGAAGAAGAAAGGUUUUUUGGCUCCUACAGACCACCAGGAGAUACGGUCUCUCCUUAACACCAUCGUUAAGAACAUCCAAACCAAUAAUGUUUAUGACCCCAUAAACCUACUCCUCUCGGAGAUCAAGCAACACCCGGAGGUCAAACGGCAGAGGAGUAUAUACAGACAGAUUUUGUUCCUAUCGCUUGUAGCCUUGGGAAGGGAAAACAUCGAUGUUGAGGCCUAUGACCGAGAGUACCAACAAGCUUUUGAAAGGCUGAACCCGGAGCAGCUAAAAGUGCUCUCUUCUCUUGAUCGGCCACCCUCCAGCAGUAUACAGUGGUGCCUCAAGUGCUUUGGAGCUCCAUUCAUCUGACCUGGAUGUAAGCAAACAGAAAAACUUUCAUUUCCCACUAGGAAUCAGGAGCUCAUUCUUUUGGGACGUGUAAAAGUGCACUCGGUCAUUGUAUCGAGGAACUUACUGACAGACUUUUUUUACUCUUAGUCCUCUUGCUUGCACCUUUACCCAAACAUGGUACUUUAUCAUCCUGCAGAUUUCAGCAUCAGGAUCAAAGCUUGCUUAUUACAGUGUUUGGUGACAUCACUAUGCUGCAUAUGGAUAUUUAUUGGUGUAAAUUUUCAACUGCCUUGAUCCUAGCACCUGUUUAUUUCCAUGGACUAGUGGGAGUAAAGAGGACGGAAAAGUGCUCAGUUCCUUAUCACUGUCUUGCGUUCUAGUCGUGUCCAUCCAAACCUACCUGUGGAAGACGUCCAGUGGAAGUGAAGAUGUGUUCUCCUGAGACCGAUGGCAAAGGUCUUGAAUAAUGUGCACUUUCAAAUUAAUUUCUAUUUCCAUUGUUUGUAUAUAUUUUUUUCCAUGAUGGGAUGUUCAAACUAGACUGCCUUUUACAGAGGGAUCUUUACCCGUUUCUAAGGAGUCGGUCUUAAAUGCCAAGCCUAUAUUAUCGAUGUGGGUCUUGAGUGUUGCAGUGGAAAGAUUAAAGUGUGUAUGUAUGUGCAUGUGCAUACACAGCUGAGUGUGUGCAGUUAUAUAAAUUAGCACAUUAAGAGAACUGUCGCAGCAGACAAUCACAUUUGGUCAUGAACAAGGUGGCAUUGUAAUGAGAUUCUAAAGGUUCUGUAAUAGGCGGUAAAGUACUUUUACUGGAAGUUAGCUUUUAUGCACCUUUGGACCUUAAUUGUAAAUUUAAAGUUGCCUAUGAUAUAAAGAAGAGUAAUGAAUGCCUUGGGAGUAUAACUACUGAAAGGAAAUUAGCCUGCAUUUGUUCGGACAUUGUUGUCUUGAAUGAAGUCAUUAUGUUUCGUAGGAAGAAAAAAAAUUAUCCCUUUAAAUGUACACAUGCUUAAACAGUUUGUUAAAGCUGUAGUAUGAAAAUACAAUAUUUCUCACUUAUCAAUAUUUUAUUAUUUUUUUAAAACAUUUUCAUUUUCAGUAGCGUCUUAAAAUUCAUUUUGCUUACAUCACUUAGUUUAAGUGCCCUCAGUAGGCAUCACUUAGACUAUUUUCUGUAAAGAAAAAUGAUCAUUCAGCAAAUCUCUGUAGUUCUAGUGCCUUUUUAUUUAGAGAAGGUAGGUUUUACUACUAAUAAAUUAACAUAGUGCAAUCAGUCUGCCUUAAUUUAUUUAUCUUCAUCUUUUCAUAUCCUUUUAUUGUAUAAUUAAUUGACAGCUCAUGUGAAGUUAAACAUCGUCCAAUGUUUUUUAUCCUUGUAAUAUAAUUCAGGGUUGUUUGGGGAUAUGUUUAAAAAUAUUACAUUGAGACGUACGGUGAUGAGUAUAUAUAAAGAGAAAUAGUUAGUAAUCCGAUAACCACUGUUCUAGCAACAACAAUUUGAUUAUAAUAAAUGUAAAUUAAUUAUAUUUUUCCCAUGAGAUUGAUAUUUUGGUAGUGGGGUUUUGUAGUAUUUAAAAGAAAGCUUAAGAAACAAUCAUUUAAGGCUUACUUGUUGCAAGAAUGUAAAUGAAAAGGUAUGGAGUGCUUGAAUUUGGAUGUAUUUGAAUGUUUUUCUUGAAAGCAUACAAGACAGUGAGAACAUGAUUUAUGUUAUGUUUACACAUUUGUAACUCUGUAAGCAAAUUGAUCAUAGAUUAAUCCCAGUGUUGAUGUGAAACAUGAAUAUGAUGCAUUUUACUCACUGUAGUCACAACUGACCUGAGAUCCAACUCUGUAAUCCUGUAACGUAAGUGUGACUGAUCAAGGAUCAGCAAAUAUUAAACCAAAUACAUACGGAUUCAAGUGCAGUAACUUGGGUUAUGAUGACGUGAUUUAACCCUGUCCUUAAUCUUAAAUGUAACAUUCCAACAUUAAAAGAUUUCCCAAUUCGGGGGUUUAUUGUAAUAUAUCAGUGUAUACUAUUUGCUAAUGAUGGCACCAACCAACCUAUUUAUGGAUAGAGAUGUAUUUUACAUUGCUGACAUUGCUUCAUUUACUGCAGUUAAUAUUUUACCUUCCCGCUGUUGCUGCUUGUUCAACCUUGUCCAGUGUAUCUGGUUAUGUACACAUAUAGCAAAACUGAUACUCUUUUGUCAAACAUAUCCUGGUGUUAUGUUAAAGGAAAAGCAUACAGAUCAUUUCUGUAUUAAAAAGUCUAGUGGGAGAAUAUGGCACGUACCAUAUGAUCUUAAAAAGGAGGGCCAGGAUCUCCAACAUGAUGUGCAGGUUAUAUGUUCUGUCCAGACAGUGACUUAUCUACCCUUUAAUAUCCUGUAAAAUGGAUAUGAGUGUGUACAGCAUUGUUGUUUUUCAAUAAACAUGCCUUCUCCCAAA
This is a messenger RNA of Clarias gariepinus (North African catfish), 8559 nucleotides long. It is a transcript of the gene dennd4c, whose product is annotated as DENN/MADD domain containing 4C. Gene Ontology annotation, biological process: regulation of Rab protein signal transduction. Gene Ontology annotation, molecular function: protein binding. The record is from RefSeq and is a predicted model, not a curated record. Lineage: Eukaryota; Metazoa; Chordata; Actinopteri; Siluriformes; Clariidae. Bases 337 to 6147 code for a protein of 1936 amino acids. The transcript is spliced from 34 exons. Gene Ontology annotation, cellular component: cytoplasmic vesicle.